CAGAAGGAAAACAUCAGCUGACUCGCCUUCGUGUUUCGAGUAGUUUCGUGUGACAGUUUAAAUUGAGUUGUUUAUUCACUUUAAAGACACAUUUCACGUUGAUUUGACUUCGCUGCCGGUGACGUCAUGUUACGACCCAAGGCGCUGACGCAGGUUCUGAGUCAGGCGAACACGAACGGAGUCCAGAGCACCCUCCUACUGAAUAACGAAGGUUCCCUCCUGGCCUACUCUGGGUACGGGGACACUGACGCACGAGUGACAGCCGCCAUCGCAAGCAACAUCUGGGCAGCGUACGACAAGAACGGCCACCAAGCCUUCAAUGAAGACAAACUCAAAUUCAUACUCAUGGAUUGUAUGGAGGGACGAGUGGCCAUCACUCAUGUAGCCAACCUGCUGCUGUGCAUGUACGCCAAAGAGACGGUGGGCUUCGGAAUGCUUAAAGCCAAGGCGGAAGCACUGGUGCAGUACCUGGAGGAACCACUGACUCAAGUGGCUGCAUCAUAGUGAAGAAAUGUGCAUUACCUCCUUCUGCCUGGAAAAGAAUGCAUCAUGUGAUGUAGUACAUACAUGGACUUCUGUAACACAAAGUGCUUAGUGCAUAUAUGAGUGAGUGAGUGAGUGAACGUCUGUGUGUGUGAGUGUUUGAGACGUGUGUUGAGGGGUAUUCAGUGUAUUUAUAAUCAAGUGUUGAUGCAACUAACUGCUUGUGUGAGGUUUUCAACUGUUUGUCUUCACUUAGUUUUGUCGGCUCUAAAAUUCCUUUCAGUUUGUCAGUAGGACGUUUGCGUGGACGACUGCUGAAAUGAUUCCGCUAUCAACUGCUUUCACGGUUAAUACGCUUAUUCACUGUUAUGCAGAGAAGUUGCUUAACACACACAUUGUGAGCUGUAUGGAAAAUUCGUUGUAAACGUCUGUCUGAUGUAAAUGCAGCAAAUCUUAAACCUGUCAAAUAAAAUAAAAAUUGCAUUCAUA
This is a messenger RNA of Limanda limanda (common dab), 972 nucleotides long. It is a transcript of the gene lamtor2, whose product is annotated as late endosomal/lysosomal adaptor, MAPK and MTOR activator 2. Gene Ontology annotation, molecular function: molecular adaptor activity; guanyl-nucleotide exchange factor activity. Gene Ontology annotation, cellular component: Ragulator complex. Gene Ontology annotation, biological process: cellular response to amino acid stimulus; positive regulation of TOR signaling. The transcript is spliced from 4 exons. Lineage: Eukaryota; Metazoa; Chordata; Actinopteri; Pleuronectiformes; Pleuronectidae. The record is from RefSeq and is a predicted model, not a curated record. Bases 127 to 504 code for a protein of 125 amino acids.